Pseudovirgaria hyperparasitica is the source of this 2242-nucleotide messenger RNA. Its product is annotated as putative 1,3-beta-glucanosyltransferase. The transcript has 4 exons. Gene Ontology annotation, cellular component: fungal-type cell wall; cytoplasm. Gene Ontology annotation, molecular function: 1,3-beta-glucanosyltransferase activity. Gene Ontology annotation, biological process: fungal-type cell wall (1->3)-beta-D-glucan biosynthetic process. Bases 365 to 1975 code for a protein of 536 amino acids. The record is from RefSeq and is a predicted model, not a curated record. Lineage: Eukaryota; Fungi; Ascomycota; Dothideomycetes; Acrospermales; Acrospermaceae.
CUUUGCCUCUUCGCCCCUGACGGUUAAUGCUAAGCAUUGUCCAAGACCUCUCUCUUCCUGCCUUCUCUCUCACCGUCGUCAAUCGCUAUUACUGGUCCCAUUAAGAUAAUUAUUCGAUAUCUGUUCUCCGCCUUGCACUUACUUGAUACGUUCUAGCUGUUCUAGAACCAUUUACCCUCUUUUACCCUUUUACCAUACAAUAACUACCGGUGCUGUUACCUGGCCACGCGUUGUGCAAAACAUCGCCAGGACAACCCGUCAGAAUACUGACCACCCGGCAUCGCAUCACAUCACAUCACAUCGUUGCAUUGCCUUCUUCGUUCUCUGUAUCGCUAUCAAGCCAUCAAUACUCGCUCCGGCGACAAUGAAGAACUUUGGCGUUGCUGUUGCCGUCGCGGCUCUGGUAUCCACUGCCGUAGCCGACGUACCGGCGAUCGAAAUCAAAGGCUCCAAGUUCUUCUACAGUAACAACGGGACACAAUUUUUCAUGCGCGGUGUUGCUUACCAGCGUGAUGUCUCAACAAACACAACUGCCGUACCAGGCGCAACCUACAGUGACCCUCUCGCGGACGUCGACAGCUGCAGGCGUGACAUACCCUUCCUGACAGAGCUCCGUACCAAUACAAUUCGCGUAUACGCUGUCGAUCCCGACAAUAACCAUGACGAAUGCAUGUCGAUGUUGGCAGAUGCUGGCAUAUACGUGAUUGCUGAUCUGUCUCAACCCUCCGAGUCGAUCAACCGCGACGACCCUUCUUGGGAUGACAAUCUCUACAGCCGUUAUACCUCGGUCAUCAGUAAUCUCGCCAAGUACAAUAACACACUUGGCUUCUUCGCCGGAAACGAGGUCUCGAACAACGCAUCAAACACUGAUGCUAGCGCCUUCGUAAAGGCUGCAGUUCGCGAUUCCAAGGCCUACAUCAAGAACCAAGGUUUGCGCUCCAUUGGUGUCGGAUACGCCACCAACGACGACAAAGAAAUCCGCGAGAACCUCGCUGAUUACUUCAAUUGUGGAAGUGACCCUGCCGAAGCCAUUGAUUUUUGGGGUUACAACAUCUACUCAUGGUGUGGUGAUUCUAGCUACGAGACUUCGGGCUACAAGGACCGCACUGAGGAGUUCGCCAACUACUCCGUCCCCGUAUUCUUUGCCGAGUACGGUUGCAACGAAGUAGAGCCUCGUACUUUCACCGACGUUCCCGUUCUGUUCGGAGAUGAUAUGGCUCAGGUCUGGUCUGGCGGCAUUGUGUACAUGUAUUUUCAAGAAGAGAAUGACUUUGGCCUCGUUUCGAUUGAUGGAAGCUCCGUCUCUACCCUUACCGAUUUCAGCGAGUACUCCAAGCAAAUUGCGACUGUUGACCCCAGCGGUGUCAACUCCAACAGCUAUAAUCCUACAAACACUGUACCGGCAGACUGUCCGGCCGUCAACACUGCCUGGUUGGCUGAGUCGACCCCUCUACCACCGAGUGCCAAUCCUGAGCUCUGCUCAUGCAUGACUGCAUCCUUGACUUGCGCAGUUAACGCAGAUACCAGCACUGAAGAUUAUGCUGAUAUCUUCGACUACAUCUGUGCGAGCAGCGACUCUGCCUGUGAUGGCAUUGCCCAUAAUGCCACAACUGGCGUAUAUGGCGCCUAUGGCAUGUGCAAUUCCACAGAACAGCUGUCCUUUGUCAUGAACAAAUAUGCUGCCGCCCAAAAUGGCCAAUCUAAUGCGUGCGACUUCGAUGGCAAGGCAUCCUCCAAGCGUGCUUCGUCCCAGAGCGACACAUGCAAAAACCUGAUGAGCCAGGCAGGUACUGACGGCACUGGCACGGUCACGAGUCAGCCCAGUGGGACGAACGGCGCUGGUGCCGGCACAGGCACGGGCGAUGAGGGUUCUGCUGCUGGAGUGACACUGGCGACUUUGAACAUGGGUUUCGCUUCUCUAAGCGUAUACCUCACUGUCGCUGGUCUCUCGGGUGCCGCCAUGGUUCUCCUGUAGAAAUUUCUCGAUGCCUUGUUUACAUUUUUCUGUGUGCAUAGCUUUGGGCUUGUGAAGUGGGCAGUCUGCCUUGGUGGUGCGGGAAUGAUGGUUCUAUUGUUGGCUGUAUCAACCAAGCCAAAAACGCGGACACUUGGUUCUAUAUUUGAAAGUUCGUACUAUCAGGGGGCAUGGGGUUGGUCGUUUGUGAUGAGGUUGGCGCAUGAAGAGCUUGUGUUCGGACAUUUUGGUUGGAUUGUGGAAUGAAGAAGCCUUUGUCUUGAUAGG